GUAUUUUGUAAUCUCUGAAAUUUCUCUGCCCCACAGUGGACCUCCGACCCUUUGGCCAAGCUCAAAGGCUGCUCCUGGUUUGUUUUUCCUGUUUGCUCACAAUCGAUUGGACUCCCAUGAACCGCAUCAUCUCCAUGACUGUAUAUUUGAUCCCAGCCCACGGAAACCUCAGAGACGAUCAACAUGUUUCCGUGGAAGCUGCAAAACAUUUUAUUCCUCCUCCUGUUCUGUAAUUCUGAUGGACAGUUUUUUGGUAGUAGCAGAAGACGCCCCUGGCCUAACAGAGGUAUGUCGUUUGAAAGAUACGUGGAGCUCCAUAAUGUACCAAAUGCAAAGAAAACCAUCGAUUCUUCACCGAGGUUCACCCUGGUGGCUCCCGACAUCCUGAGGACCGACACCGAAGAAAACAUCUACUUACAGGCAGAGGGCUUGCCCACUCCUCUCAUUGCCUCCAUCAUCAUCCGGGACUUCACCAAAAGCGUUAUGCUCCUCCAGGAGACGGCCAUACUCAAUCAGGAAAAUGGCUUCCGUGUUCUCAAGAGCAUGAAGCUUUCAUCCGCGCUCUUGAAUCGUGAGGAGAAAAAGAACAAGUUUGUUCAUCUGCAAGUGAGCUUUGGGAGUCAUCACUCGAUGGAGCGAGUGCUGAUGGUGUCCUUUCAUUCUGGCUAUAUCUUCGUCCAAACCGACAAGCCCAUCUACAACCCCGGAGACACCGUUCGUUUCCGAGCCUUCGUGUCUUCUCCGUUCUUUAAGGCCUUGGACAGUCCCAUCAGUAUAGACAUUCAGAAUCCAGACGGGGUGGUGGUCAGUCAGAUCUCCAGGACCCGACCCACUCAGGGCAUCUUCGCUGAUUCCUUCCCUCUGUCUGACAUCGUCAAUGAAGGAACGUGGCUGUUGACGGCAAAGUUUGACCACUGGCAACAGAACGCUUUCACCUCCCGUUUCGAGGUGAAGAAAUAUGUUCUCCCUGCCUUCAACGUUACACUGACCCCUAGAAAGUCCUUCCUCAGCCUGGAGGACGAGGAACUGGUGGUAGAAAUCUCUGCAAGGUACCUGUUCGGGGAGCCGGUUCAGGGGACGGCUUACGUUGUGUUCGGAGUGAAACUCAACCAAGAGAUGACCAGGCUACCUGCUGUGAAGCAGGUGUCGGACCUGGAUGGAGGAACUGUCACACUGAGCAUGCAGGAGCUCAGGAGAGCUUACCCCAACAUGAGGAGCUUAGUGGGGAACUCUGUUUACGUGAAAGCAUCUGUGGUCACCAAGACGGGAAGUGAUCUGGUCGAGGCAGAAAAGACCGGCAUUAAAAUUGUAGAGUCCCCAUAUGUCUUAUCUUUCAAAGACGUGCCAAAGUACUUCAAACCAGGAAUGCCGUUAGACCUAACAAUUCAGGUGAGCCAGCAUGGCGACUCUCCAGCUCGUAACGUUUUGAUCAAGCUGACUCAUCUGAGCGGACCACUGACCGUGUCAUCAGGCACCGCCAGAGUCAGCAUCAACAUGCCCAAUGUACAACUCCCUCAAACGCUCACUGCUGAGACGGCACAGGCUGACCUGAAACCAGAGCAGCAGGCCAAGCAGCAGAUUACGCUUCAGCCUUACACGACCAGCAGGGGGCAGCAGAACUACCUGUACAUCUCCACGGGAACCAACAGAGUGUCUGUAGGAGAGAGACUGUCGCUGCAGUUCACCAUCUCUUUGUCUGACGAGUCGCACAGAGAGUUCAUCAAACACAUCACAUAUCUGGUGCUGAAUAAGGGUAAAAUUGUAAGCGCCGCUCGUCAGAACGUGACGGGCCAGCUGGUGACCAGCGUUGGGUUGUGGGUCACGGCGGACAUGAGGCCAUCGUUUCGGGUCGUGGCGUUCUACACCAUUCCCUGGUCGGGGCUGGAGGAGCUGGUUUCGGACUCGGUCUGGACAGACGUGGUGGACGGCUGUGUUGGAGGGCUGACAGUUUCAACAGACUCUGUAAAGCCCCACUACACACCCGGGAAAAACUUCCGCUUCAAGAUCCGAGGGGACCCGGGGUCAAAGGUCAGCCUGGUGGCUGUGGACAAUUCUGUGUAUCUCCUCAACGGGGAGCGACUCACCCAGAGAAAGCUUUGGGACGCGGUGGAGCACGGAGACAUCGGCUGCACCAGAGGGGGAGGUCGAGACGCCAAAGGAGUGUUUACAGACGCCGGGCUUCUUUACUUCUCAAGCAGCGGAGUCAAAACCGAAACCAGGCAGACCCUGCAGUGUCCAGGCAGAACCAGAAGGAGGCGCUCUGCUGAACUCAUGCAACGUAAAGCAAGGCUGGAGAGUCACUAUAAGGAGAAGCUGCAGCAGCGCUGCUGCAAAGACGGCCUCAGGGCCAUUAAAAUGCCCUACUCCUGCACCCGCCGCUCACUCUACAUCACCGAGGGCCCGGAGUGCAUCCUGGCCUUCCGCUACUGCUGCGCCACCUACAGGGACCAGGUGUUCAACACGGAGAUCCCCACCACCCCUCCACCCAUGACCACUGCUCCUCCAACCACCAUUCCGGCACCAGUGCCCACUUUUGCUCACCAUGAUUUUGCUGGCUAUCCUUAUAAGACAGUGGUAGUCACUAAUCGAGAAUGGGAAAUAGUGAAACUGAUGGCAGCUCCUCCUAUAGCUAUGCCCGGUUUAGUGGGGGUACUCGUGGAGGACGACGAAGAGGAAGAAGAGGAGGAGUAUCUGGAUGAGACUCAGGUCUAUCUUCGCUCCAAGUUCUUCGAGUCCUGGCUGUGGAUAGAUGUGAGCCUGCCGAGCGAGACGGACAAAGACGGGUUUGCUUUGAAAAAUAUGGACAGUGCUUUACCAGACAGCAUCACAGAGUGGGGAGUUUUGGCCAUCAGUGCAUCACAUCAAACAGGCUUCUGUGUUGCGGAGCCGUACAACUUCAAAACCUGGAAGCAUUUCUUUGUCGACCUAAAGCUCCCGUACUCUGUGGCGAGGAACGAACAGUUGGAGAUUAAAGCCGUCGUCCACAACUACGGCUACAACGAGAUGCAUGUGAGGGUGGUGCUCAUGAAGACCGAAGGCAUGUGCAGCGUCGCUUUCAAGGACAGACACACCCAGGAAGUGACGGUGCCGGCGGGCGCCUCUGUGGCGGUGCCUUACACCGUUGUGCCGCUGGUGGUGGGCAAUCUUCCGCUGGAAGUGAUGGUGGUCGGCAGAGACCUGACGGGGGGCGACCGCAUCCGGAAAGUUCUGCGAGUUGUGAUGGAGGGAGUGCAGAAGACCGAAGUCUGGAGUGCCGUGUUGAACCCGUCUUCUCAAGGAGGAACUCAGACGAUUCGCAUCGGUAAGACUGAACUGGAGUCGGUCGUUCCAAACUCCGUGCCAGAGACCUUCAUUAACGUCAGAGGCAACGUCUUGGCGGACAGCAUCGAUAACUCCAUCAGCGAGGACUCGCUGGCGUCUCUGAUCCGGAUGCCUGGUGGCUGUGUGGAGCAGAACCUGGCCUCCAUCACUCUGCCGCUCAUCGCCACUCUGUAUCUGGACCGAACCGACAACUGGGAGAGAGUCGGGGUGGAUCGCAGAGACGAGGCUCUCCGAUACAUCAAGAGAGGCUAUGAGAAUCAGUUGGAAUACAGAAGGAGUGACGGCUCGUACCCCCCCUACAGGCGUGAAGGCGCAAGUACAUGGAUCACUGCGUACGUCGUCAAAGUGUUCGCCAUGGCUUACUCGGUCGUCAGCAUGGACGAGCAGCAAGUCUGCGAGCCUCUGCUGUACCUGGUGACCAACAAAAUCAGACCUUUUAGCGGAGGGUACAAAGAGGACAACCCAGUUUAUUCCACCACAAUGACUGGUGGUCUCCGUGGUGACGACCCAGAAAUAACCCUGACGGCUUUUGUCCACAUUGCAAUUGCUGAAGCCAAGAAGGCAGGAAUCAGCUGUGACAGGUCUGAUGUGGAGUCGGCCGCCACCAGGAGCUCCCGGUACCUGCAGAGAGCCCUGCUGACUGGUGGGAGGAGGCCGUACACGGUGGCCAUCGCCUCCUACGCUCUGGCUCUGCAGGAAACACCAAACGACCUCCAUCAGCCUUUACUCAGCGCGGCGUCUCCAGACAAGAGCCACUGGCCUGACAAGGAAAACCACUUGUUCACUCUGGAAGCGACUGGCUACGCUUUGCUAGCGCUGAUAAAGUUGGGACGCAUGGAGGAGGCCGCGGCGCCCUUCAAAUGGCUCAACGGUCAGAGAAGAAGAGGCGGCGGCUUCGGCUCCACUCAGUCCACUAUGGUGGUGCUCCAGGCUCUGUCAGAGUACAUGAUCAGCCGGCCUCCGCCUGCUGACCUCAGCCUGAACGUUGACCUCAGAAUGACCGGACGCAAGGAACUCCGCUACCACUUCAACCCCGACACCGCCUACGCUGCUCGCUCCUCGAAGCUGCCUGCUGGUGUCGACAUGGAGGUGGUGGCUCAAGGGAACGGUAUGGGAAUCCUGGAGGUUGUGACUCAUUACAACCAGCUCCAUGAAGUUGAAGAGAAAACACCCUGCACACACUUUGAGCUCAGCGUUAACAUUGAAGAGUCCAGCGAAAAGCCUCCAGCUGAUGCAGAGAAAUCCUACCAGAUCACCAUCAGCGUGAGGUCUUUGGGACCCAGAGACGUCAGAAUGGUGGUUCUGGACAUCAGCCUCCCCACUGGCUUCACCCCAGAAAACUCAGACCUGGAAAUGCUGUCCAACUCUGUGGAUCAUUACAUCAGUAAUUUCAAGAUCGUAGAUAAUCUGAGCGACAGAGGGUCUCUGAUCCUCCACCUGUUCAAGGUUUCUCACAAAGAGCCUGAAAUUCUCAUCUUCAGGCUGCAGCAGACCUUCAAAGUGGGUCUGCUGCAGCCGUCGUCUGUCACUGUUUACGAGUAUUACAACCCAGAUCACCGCUGCAGCCGUACUUACUCUCCCAGAGAGGACAGGGAGGAGCUCAGUAGGAUCUGCAACAACAACGUCUGCCGCUGCACGCAGGGCGACUGCAGUAUCUUAAAACCCGAAGAUCAAAACUUCCUCCGCAAAGAGAGAGAGAUAUUCGCCUGCACCAGCUUACACCAUGUUUGGCAGGUGAAGGUGCUCAGUAUGAAUCAGAGCUACUACGAUAAAUAUGAGAUGGAGAUUAUACAAGUUAUUAAACUUGGUGUUGAGGCUGGAGUUGAAGUUGGUCAGAAGAGGUUUUUCCUUUCGCAUGGUGGCUGUAGAGAAGGAGUCAACCUCAAACUGGGCUCCCAGUAUCUCAUCAUUGGUCCUAAAGAGGACCGGUGGACCACUGACCCCGACAACAACAGGUUUAUCUACAUGUUGGGGAAGGACACGUGGGUGGAGCGCUGGCCUACAGACGCAGAGUGUUCGAGCGAUCCCAGCAUGCAGGCCAAAUGCAAAAGUCUCUCUGAUGCUGCAAACGAGCUGUCUGUGAACGGCUGCAGGCUGUAGUUUCAGCUGUUCUUGAUUUUAAUUCUACGUCUGGGAAUGCAUGUCUGUAAGAAGCCAAAAAAUAUGAAUUAAAAGAGUGUUGUACUGUCUGA
This is a messenger RNA of Gambusia affinis (western mosquitofish), 5513 nucleotides long. Its product is annotated as complement C3-like. Gene Ontology annotation, molecular function: endopeptidase inhibitor activity; protein binding. The coding region runs from base 184 to 5421 and encodes 1745 amino acids. Gene Ontology annotation, cellular component: extracellular region. NCBI's taxonomy places the organism in Eukaryota, Metazoa, Chordata, Actinopteri, Cyprinodontiformes, Poeciliidae. The record is from RefSeq and is a predicted model, not a curated record. The transcript has 44 exons.